ACCCCUCUACUCCAUAACGGACAUUUCUUCGAACCAGUGAUUUUGCGACCAAAUCAAUGAACGCUUUGGCAAGACGGUUUAUCGUCGAUUGAUCUUCCGUACAAGAGCGUGAAUCGGUCGAUAAUUUGAGAAAUGUAAUUCUCGAAAAGGAGGAAAAAGUUCAGUGCAGAACUUGUAAGCUCCAGGAGACCGUGUCGGUCAGGAUGGGUUGCGGACAGAGUAAAAUCGGCAACAUCUAUCCGAAAAAUAAAAAGAACAAAACCAGCUCGAAGAAAAAUGGUUCGGCGUCAAUUGAGCAGAAAAACGGAAACGGAAAUACCAAAGGCAGUAACAAGACCAACAACAACGGGGUCGAGGUGAACAGAAACGAAGAACAGAAUGGACCCAUCGAUAUCAAAACUCAAGCCAAGAAGAAGCCCGCUACUCCCGGAAACGGUCCUCUGCUGCACCAAGCAGAAGUAUCGUCCAGCCAGGUAGACUUCUUCAAGAUGCUGGACGAGAAAAUAGAGAACGGUCCAGACUACGACGAGAGUUCGGAUGCUGCGGCGAGGGUGGAACGGGUCUCGAGUCUGCUGCGUCGUUGGGAACUCGCUAGCGUAACUUGGUCCUCGGUCUCGGAGCUGAACGCCUCGCCGUCGACGAUGCAUCAGAGGGGGGGUCGUCGUUCGUCCUUGAGCAAUUCCCGGCAAAGUCUGAGCGCUAAGGACCGCGAAGGAAUGCGAAAUAUAAUCGGUGGCCGUCCAGAGAGCGCACCGAUAUUCGUAAGGAACGCAAAUCGCGUCGACGGUCUCCAAGAUGCUCACUGCCCGUCGCCGAAUAUGCCGAGGCACGUUCUUGAGUCGAUAUCCCAGAGUCCGACUCAGAGUCAGAAGAACACGCCGCCGGGAUCAUCGCCUACGUGUUUUCGUUACGGUGAUUAUAACGCGGGAAAUCAGUCGCCGCCGGUUCAUCAUCAUCAUCAUCAUCAUCAUCUGACCGAGAAGAUCGGCGCCAAGCUUCAGUACAAAGGAUCAGCAGCGAGCGGCAACGGCGCCGAAUUUAUAACAACGCCGCAUCAGCUUUAUCGCGAGCAGUACCUCCAACAGACUGGAAUCAUUACGAUGCCUAACAACAACCAGUUCUCGGCUGGUUCGGGAAACAACGUUAUCAGGAAUAAUCCUUACGUACAGCAGUAUCAGAUCAAUCAAACGGAACAUUUCGGCUCGCCGCGAAAGCGGGGAUUCAAUGCUGCCCAAAUGACGUGACUAGAAGUCGGCGGCAAGGGCAUCGAAUGACGGACGAUUGUACGUCCGACUAUUCGGAAUCAGAACGAAUUUGUUUGAUGGCGAAUAAAGACUGAUUAUAAUGAUGAAUAAAUGGAGGUAUACAUAAGGAAAAUCAUUGCACGACAAUUGUUUUAUAAGAUGAUUAAGACAAUUAUUAUGAUGACACGGCGUCUCGAUCCCGGUUCGGCGGUGAAAGCUUGCGAUCGAUAGAUCAGCCGAAAAUCGAAUGCAGAAGGAGAGAGAGAG
Diprion similis is the source of this 1511-nucleotide messenger RNA. It is a transcript of the gene tow, whose product is annotated as homeobox protein 13. The record is from RefSeq and is a predicted model, not a curated record. The transcript has 4 exons. NCBI's taxonomy places the organism in Eukaryota, Metazoa, Arthropoda, Insecta, Hymenoptera, Diprionidae. Bases 204 to 1244 code for a protein of 346 amino acids.